UGGAAUUUUCGUCAUGCUGUGCGAGCCUAUCUCAGUAUAGGGCAUCCUCUCCCAUGUGCUAGAAAUUUCGGCCAUUCGCCGGUUUGUGAUUGGCUGUGAUUUAAAAGCACUGGCUGAACAAGAAAUAUUCGUUGUCGUUGGUUGUGGUCUUUGCAUUAAAAAGUGACCAGCAGUUGGUUCUUCGAAUAGGAGCUUUACUGGCGGUUCUAAUUGCAAAUGGCUGCUAUGUCUGUGAUAGGUAUUGACUUUGGUAAUGAAUCUUGUUACGUUGCUGUUGCAAGGGCUGGUGGAAUAGAAACCAUAGCGAACGACUACAGUUUACGUGCAACACCAUCAUGUGUAGCACUCAGUGGGAAGAAUCGCAUCCUAGGAGUUGCUGCGAAGAAUCAAAUGGUAACAAACAUGAAAAAUACAAUCCACGGGUUCAAACGGUUUCUUGGACGGAAAUAUAAUGAUCCACAUGUACAACAGGAACUGAAAUAUCUCCCUUUUCGGGUAGUUCAGCAACCUAAUGGCAGCAUUGGUGUGAAGGUCAACUACUUGGAUGAGGAACACACGUUUUCUCCUGAACAAAUUACAGCCAUGUUGUUCACAAAGUUGAAGGAAGUAUCUGAGAAUGCUUUGAAGACCAAGGUCAAUGAUUGUGUUAUCUCGGUUCCAUCAUUUUUCACAAAUGCUGAGAGGAAGGCAUUGUUGGAUGCUGCGUCAAUUGCAGGGCUGAAUGUUCUGCGUCUGAUGAAUGAAACAACAGCAACAGCCCUGGCAUAUGGGAUCUACAAGCAAGAUCUGCCUGCCCCCGAAGAGAAACCCAGGAAUGUAGUGUUUGUGGAUUGUGGCCAUGCUUCCCUUCAGGUUUUUGCAUGCGCAUUCCAUAAAGGCAAAUUGAAGAUGCUGGCAAGUGCUUCAGAUCCUAACCUUGGUGGACGUGACAUUGAUCUGAUCUUAGCUGAACAUUUUUGCACUGACUUCCAGUCUCGUUACCAUAUUGACCCACACAGUAAUCACCGUGCUUUCCUUCGUCUUACUUCUGAGGUUGAAAAGCUUAAGAAACAGAUGUCUGCCAACUCAACCAAACUUCCAAUGAACAUUGAAUGCUUCAUGGAUGACAAGGAUGUUCACGGUGAUAUGAAAAGGGCUGAUAUGGAGCAGUUAUGUGGCCACCUAUUCAAAAGAGUCGAGAAAACUUUGCGCAAAUGUUUGGAGGAUUCAAAGCUGCAUCUUGAAGAAAUACAUGCUGUGGAGAUUGUAGGAGGUUCAAGCCGCAUACCUGCUAUCAAACAUGUUAUUGAAGUCGUGUUUGGGAAACAGCCGAGUACAACACUAAACCAGGAUGAAGCUGUAUCGAGAGGGUGUGCAUUGCAGUGUGCUAUGCUGUCACCAGCCAUUAGAGUUCGAGAGUUCAGCAUCACAGAUAUCCAGAAUUAUCCCAUCAAACUUGUUUGGGAUGCUUCUAUGGGGGAAGAUGGUGAGAUGGAGGUGUUUUCUCAGAACCAUGCUGUUCCAUUCUCAAAAAUGCUUACUUUCUUCCGCAAGGAACCAUUUUCAAUGAAAGCAUUUUAUGCUGGUAACAUUCCUUACCCUGAUCCUUACAUUGGCCAGUUUGUUGUGAAAGAUGUGAAGCCUUCACCAGAGGGUGAAAGCGUGAAAGUAAAGGUGAAAGUACGUGUGAACUUACAUGGAAUCCUGACGAUCAGCAGUGCAUCAUUAGUCCUGAAACAGGAUGCUUCAGAGCAGGAUACAAAUGAACAGGACAAUGCGGGACCUGAGGCAAUGGAUACUGAGGCUCAAAAGAAUGAAGUGAAUGGGUCAGCGAACCAGCAGCAGCAGGGACAGACCGAGAACUCGCAGGCAAAUCACAUCGGUAAUGAGGAUGAUACAGAAAACCAGACCGCUUCAGAGAAAAAGGAUGGAACAAGAAAGAAGAAGCAGCUGGUGAAAACAGUGGAACUUCCAAUUGAGGCAUAUACUCAUGGAUAUUCUCAAGCAGAAUUGAAUAACUACAUUGAACUGGAGUGUAAAAUGGUUGCAAGUGAUCGACAAGAAAAGGAACGUAUAGAUGCUCGGAAUGCAUUGGAAGAAUAUGUCUAUGAAGUGCGAGGUAAAUUAAGCAGUGAGGAGGAAUUGGCAACAUUUGUCAGCGAAAAUGAUCGCAACUCCCUUUGUCGUCAGCUGGAUAAUAUGGAGAACUGGCUGUAUGAAGAAGGAGAAGAAUGUAAUCGACAAAUUUAUGUUGACAAAUUAAAUGUGCUUAAGAAUUUAGGUGAGCCAAUCAAAACAAGGCGACUGGAGUUUGAACUGCGUCCAAAUGCAUUAGAGGAAUUAGCGUGUGUUCUGCAGCUAACGCGAAAGGCUGUGGAUCAGUACAGAGCUGGAGAUGAGCGGUACUCUCACUUGGAAGAAUCUGAUAUUCAGAAGGUCCAGCAAACUGCUGAACAGACUCACAGGUGGCUAGAAGAGAAGCGAGCUGCCUUGGCAGGAACGCCACGUACCCAGAAUCCACCAGUCACUGUAGCACAGAUCAGACAAGAAAAGCAGAAUUUUGAAAAUGUCGUAAACCCAAUUUUGACGAAGCCGAAACCAAAGGCAGAUCCACCUCCACCUGUCAACAAGGAAAAUGGCAACACAGCAGAAAAGAAAGAUGCGCAGGAAGACGACAGUCCUAAACAGGAACAGCAAAGUGACGAGAACAUGGAUGUAGAAUAAAUUAUUAUUGUAAUAAGAAUUGUUUACUAGCAGAUAUUCACAACAGCUGUGGACCCCACUUAUGUAUUUGAUGAAUGAAGAAAUUUAUUUCCACAACUUUACCAGUAUUGGAAUUAUGUAUAUCCAUUGUAAUUUAACGUACCCACUGGUGGGUUACGUUGUACUGUGUAUAAGAAGUUGAGAGCUGUAUAAUUCAUUGCUGCUAUACUUGCACAUGCUGAGUAACUUUCAGUGCCUUCAUGUGGCACCUGUUAAUCACUUAGCAUUUCACUUGUCUCUACUAGUAAAGGAAAGUUUAAAUGAAAGUACAUUGCAUUAGGGAAGCCGUUAAUAAAAAUUAACAGGACACAUUGAAUAAUAUAUAAUUACCAAUUACCAACAAAAGGUACUAGGGAUAUUCCACUUUACUGCUUUCAUUCCGUCUUCGAGAAGGAAUAUAUUUUCCUUUUUUUUUUUUUCCUUUCUUUUUUAUUGUAUAGGUCUCUUGUUUCAUUAUGACAAUUUAAUUAGUAAGUUGAUUGAUUGUAUUGAUUACUUGGGGGGGGGGGGAUUCCCGUCACUAGAACCAUAGACGCCUCGAAAUAUAUCUCUUCACAGCUUUUUGUAUAAUCAGUGCUUUUGUUGCGCACCAAAUCUCUCGCUGGCCUCGUGCACCUCCCCCUUGGAUUUUCACAUGCUCAAAUCAAUGAGGGAAGGGGAGGGGAAAGCAAAAUACUUCAUGGCAUUAUCUUAGGCAAUUUAAAUAUCAGGUUGUCAAUUUUGAAACAUAUAUUCUCAGGUUUAAUAUAACUGUCUCUGUAAAUUUUACAUCUGAGUUUUUCCUUAAUUGCCCAGCAUUUGAGAGGGAUCUAUGCAUGUGUAGAAAUCACAUUCACACUAAGAGCACCUAAAUUUCUUGUAAUAUGCAAUUUGAAAUUGGAUGAAAGUGUAGAAUUUUACUCCUUACAGUAUAACUGUUGUAAAUGGUUUUCAAUUGAAACAGUACAAUUAUAUCAUGUUUCAAUUAUAAUUUGUCUCGACUGGUACAAUUAUUUCCUCCCUUAGGUGUGACUGCUCUUAUUUGUAUGUGAGGUGGUCAGUUCCUGUAAGGUAGAUGAAUUUUUAAUUAUUCAGACGGUGCUUUGUUCUUGGUUUGCGUUACCAAGUUUCCUUAUAAAAUUUGUCAUGAACAGCAUUUACAAAUUUUGUUGUUUCUCUCAGAUUUGGUGCGUAUACUUACAAGUGGUGCAGGAAAAGAUGACUCUUUUUAAAAAGAACGUUAAAAGUGAACAUCUAUGAAUUUGAACGAAUCUCAUGUAAGCUGUGUAGAACAUGCCUGUGUCUGAAGGUGUGUAUAAAAAGAUUUAGUUUGGUGGUUUUGUUACACAGAAAAAUUAUUUUCCAAUUUGAAUGUUAAAAUUACACUUUUAUAAUUCGGUCACACUUUUAUCAGAAUCAUUGUUUGAUAUGGUCACCAUUUUUUUUAUUAAACUUGGAACAUGUCUUUUCUCUUGGUUGAUGACUGUUUUAGUGACAUGAGAUAUCAUACAUUUUCAGUUCUUGCAGUAAAUCCAGGGACUGAAAGUGUUGUCUCUGGUUUUGUAUACUAGCUAUGUUAUGAAUGUGGUAAUCUAAUGGAUUUGAAUAUGAAGAAUUUGGUGGUUAUUCUAUGGAUUUGGCAAAUUCAGCUCUAGUGCCAUCUAACACUUCCACAGAGCAUGUAAUGUGAGUGUAAAAAUGCCUGUUUUUGAUACUCAUAGUAUACCUUUCUGUGUAACAAAUCGACUGAAUAAAUCUUUUUGUACAUGCUUGGGUUUCUGAGUUUCAUUUACAUCCAUGAAGCCACCUGUGUUUGUGUCACAUUGUACCUUUAUGUUGCUUCAGCUGUGUUGAAAUAAAAUUGUAACAGUUUUGCUUGAA
This is a messenger RNA of Cryptotermes secundus, 4602 nucleotides long. It is a transcript of the gene Hsc70Cb, whose product is annotated as 97 kDa heat shock protein. Gene Ontology annotation, molecular function: ATP-dependent protein folding chaperone; ATP binding. Lineage: Eukaryota; Metazoa; Arthropoda; Insecta; Blattodea; Kalotermitidae. Gene Ontology annotation, biological process: protein folding. The record is from RefSeq and is a predicted model, not a curated record. The coding region runs from base 217 to 2703 and encodes 828 amino acids. Gene Ontology annotation, cellular component: nucleus; cytosol. The transcript has 13 exons.